Molecule: messenger RNA, 543 nt
Organism: Zymoseptoria tritici IPO323
Lineage: Eukaryota; Fungi; Ascomycota; Dothideomycetes; Mycosphaerellales; Mycosphaerellaceae
Exons: 3
Coding region: 72-245 (57 amino acids)
Cellular component (GO): membrane
Source: RefSeq, a predicted model, not a curated record
CAACAACCGAAAGUCAUCUCUCACAACAGCAACAAAUUCCACCAAACCAAACAACCGCAAACACCGCCAACAUGCCUUUCACCGGAAGCGACAUCAUCAAGAUCAUCUUCGCCAUCUUCAUUCCCCCAAUCGGAGUGUUCCUCGAGCGUGGCUGCGGCGCCGACCUCCUCAUCAACAUCCUCCUCACCAUUCUGGGUUACAUUCCUGGCAUCAUCCACGCUCUGUACAUCAUCCUCAAGUACUAGAUGCUUCAAACCAGCCACCACCACCACCAACCCUGUUCGAUGAUACCCUUUCGGCGCUUAGGAAGGAUUUCCACAUGCUUCACGACCACGAACCGAUCACGAUGAACUCUUUCGACACGCGCUUCUCGAAUGGCACCCGCUGCGUUUCGGCGUGAGGAUUGCCUGGUAAUGCGGCUUUGGACUUUCGUGAGGAGUGGACAAUCUCUACGAAGCAUCGAGUUAUGGCUUGAGCGUUCUCUUGGAUAGCAAGCAUAUGGCGUUAAUGAUACUGCGAAAUGGUCACUUUGUUCUUGCCUCG